Messenger RNA from Trichoderma reesei QM6a, 2475 nucleotides. RefSeq lists its product as uncharacterized. Gene Ontology annotation, molecular function: serine-type endopeptidase activity. The record is from RefSeq and is a predicted model, not a curated record. Gene Ontology annotation, biological process: proteolysis. The coding region runs from base 1 to 2475 and encodes 824 amino acids. Lineage: Eukaryota; Fungi; Ascomycota; Sordariomycetes; Hypocreales; Hypocreaceae. The transcript is spliced from 4 exons.
AUGGAUCCAGAAACCUUGGUAGAGUUUUCCACGGCCGCGCUCACUCGCCUUGCGGAUAUAGUCGCAAUAUUGAGCAUGGAAUAUCAGAAGCCACAAUGGGGUAACAUCGCCGCAAUCUUGUUGAUCAUCAUAGGAACUGGCAAUCUCUGGGACAACAGUGACCGAGUCAGAAAAUUACUACGAGACACCGAGAAGAUGUGUACCAUGCCCUCGGAAUUCAAAGAGACCAAAACACCUCUCCUCGAAGCUAUAGUCUUCCCUCAAGACUCGCCAGUAUAUCAAAAAGCAGAACAGAAGAUACGCCAAGGGCUACUCAAUGCAACAUUGAUGCACCGACCUACACUGGAAGCCACCGUUCGACAUUUCUCGAGGUUUGCACCGGCUAGCGACUCAGACUGGCUCCCAAACGUCGACGGAGAAGAAUUGCCCACCGCGGUUGGCGCAUUAUUUCGAUAUCCGAAGGAGGUUGAUGCACUGGUGAGCAAGGCGCUUAGGGAUUGGAUGUUUUGCACCUGCAGCACCGAGGCGAAGCAGGCAUUCCAGAACAAGCAUCUUGCCCAGCUUAGGUCUAAACGAGCCAGAUUCGUAGAUCACAGCCGCGGAGUGCCGACGUCGCAGCCUUCGAAGCAGCCCAUAAGGGGUUACCAGGACAAGUUUUGCACGUCCCUUGGCCUAGAUCCCACUUCUUGUCUCUGUCUUCUCUUCCAAGAUGGAAAGCUCCGCGAGUCAAAAUUCACCACACCCGUCGAGACAUGUGUUGAUCACAAGCCAGGUAUUCCGCUCGCCCAAAUACUCAAAAGCUAUUCUCUCACUUCUAGAAUGAGGGUCGCACUGGCCUAUAUCCUUGCCUACUCGGUGUGGCAGUACUAUGACUCAGACUGGGUGAGAUGUGGAUGGACGAGCGAGUCCAUACAGUUCCUUAAAGAGAUUGACCCAUCGGACACCAGUCUAAGCGCGAAGCUCUACGCCUGGAAGCCAUGCCUCUCAUCUCACUUUGGUGAGGAGGAGUCCCGGCCGCCCGAGUAUAUAGCAACACUGGACAGGAUGCAUCGAUAUCCAAGAGUCCUCGCCCUUGGGAUUCUGCUGGUUGAAAUCGGGAUUGGUUCGCCACGAAAUCGGAUUCAAGACUCCUCGUCAAGCAGACCUGAUGACGAUUGGUUAUGGGCCUUGAACCGCUGCAGUAACAGGCAAGAAUGGGGUACAUUCGACAUCCCCGAGUAUCUGAAAGCAGCCAAAAGCUGCUUGGAUCCACAGCAUUUCUUCUCGGCCUCUGAAUGCGAUGGAGAUGCCCCCGGGCUUAUGGAUGGUCUAAGACACCGCAAGAGUGUUUUGUAUCAGAGAGUGGUUGCCCCGCUAGAGAAGGUCCUCGUGUCAACUGGAUGGAUGGAAGAGCUGACCGAGACGGAACCCGUCAACGCUUCAAUCGAAAAGAAUCGACCGACUAUCAACGGCGUCCACUUUUCUCAAAGCCGAGCUACAAAGAUCCAAGGACACUCACAGUUAACAGCUGAGUUUUGUUUCACAAAGGACCAGAGAGAUGCUAAAAAGUGGUUCAAAGAGAUGAAAGAAUUAGGUACAAGCCUUAGCCAACCCCGAGGUUCACGAGCUGGGAUUCGAAUCGCCAUAUUGGAUACUGGGUGUAACAUAGACUCCGCAUUUUUUGGUGUACCGCCGAUCCAGUGUCGCCUCAAGGGGUGGAAGGACUUUGUCUCAGGGGCGACUCAUUGGCAAGAUCACCACGGCCAUGGCACUUAUCUGGCGUCUCUCAUCCUGCAGAUUGCUUCAAUGGCAGAUAUCUAUGUUGCACGCGUUGCCAGCUCAUCCGAUGAUCUGGCUAAGGCGAGUGACAAGGUUGCGGAGCUGACUGAGUCCCAGGCAAUCUCCUGGGCAAGCAAAGAGUGCAAUGCGGAUAUUAUUUCCAUGUCCUUUGGGUUCGCAGAUGAUCAUCCAUGUAUAACUAAAGCUAUACAUGAGGCGUUAUCUCACCGGAAUGGCUCCAUCCUCUUCUUCGCUGCGGCCUCAAACUACGGAGCAAACGAGAAAGAACUGUUUCCCGCAAGGCACGAGUCUGUCAUCUCAAUUCGUGCGACAAACUCCAAGGGCCAGUUUCUGGACCUUAAUAAUCCACCCCGAAGUCAGCACGAUGGAGUCGUCUUUGGUACCUUGGGCUUGGAUGUCCCGUCAGAACCCCUUGUCAGUGGUGAGAUUCAGUACAAAACUGGGACGUCGGUGGCUACCGCUAUUGCGGCGAGCAUAGCUGGCGCCCUACUGCAAUUCGCUCUUGGAGACUCCCAAAGGGAAGAAUUUGAACAAGUUCAGACGAGUUUGCGGACACGGAAGGGGAUGCAAGCGCUCUUCGAGCAUUUGGCAGUGGCAAGUCACUAUGAACGAUACUUGUACCUGGCGCCGUGGACUCUGUGUAAGCAGACGGAUAGCGCUCGAUGGUCGACGUUUGUUGCUGCGGUACUGAGAUGA